AUGAUCGAUCCCGUGACACAGAUAGUAGCACCGUCUGGUGAAGAAGCAGAAAGACGACAAUCUACGACCACUAUGAGUCUUGGUAUGGAGCUUCAGAGUGAAGGUGGGAUUACGAGCCAUAAGAGCACGACGCAUUUGCAAGGUGUAGAAGCUAUAGUUGGUGUUUUAGCUAAUCCUGCUAACUCGGUGAAUUUGAAUUCGAAUAUAUUUACUAGUUCUACGGCUGUGGAGGAGACUAAUGGUUCAUUAGUUGGAGGCACAGGCGGCGGCAUGCACCAGCAGUCUCAGCUAGUGCAGCCUGAGCCAAGGUAUGGGGGUGUUUCUAUCAGUGAGACGCCGGCUAGUUGCAACCGGCUAGUGUUGGAUAACAGUGCAGUUGACAAUCAAGUGCCUAGUAAUGAUGGUUCGGCAAACGUAUUUAAAGUUGGGGAUCCGGCUCCGACCACUGUUAGACUAAACCAACAACUUGAGGAAAUCAAUGCCAGGGUAAUUCUGAUGGAACAGACUGUUAGUAAGUUGCUGUACAAUUUUGAACAGCAGCACAGCACAAUUAACGCGGUAAGAUCUGAGAAUCAGGAGUUUACCCAGUCAAUAUUGAAAGAACUUCGAGAUAUAAAGAACCAGUUACCGAUUGUAGAUGAUCCAGAGAAUAAUGAGAAGGAUCGAUUCGUUACUGAUUUAUUAAAUUCAAUUACUAAUGUUAGCAGUAAUUAUCUCAAGAAAAUAACAUCCAAAAAUGUACAACAGUUUAAGAGACAGCGUGAUAUAAUGAGCACUGGCGAUAUUCCAAGCCUAAAUAAUUUACAGCAGAUACCAUCGUUUCUGUCGGAUGUAAUAUGUCAAUAUCCUACACAUUCAUCCAAUGGACACUUUAACACCAAGAAUAAGACGGAAUUCAUUUUGGACCCCAAUGCGAUCAAGAAAAGGAGAAGGGUUUCAGUACAGAGGCAACCACAUCAACAGCAGCAGCAAUAUCAGCAACAGCCACAACAACAACAACAACAACAACAACAACAACAACAACAACAACAACAACAACAACAACAACAACAACAACAACAACAACAACAACAACAACAACAACAACAACAACAACAACAACAACAACAACAGCAGCAGCAGCAGCAGCAGCAGCAGCAGCAGCAGCAGGAUGUACCUCCACCACAGAUACAGUCCUUGGAAAACGCCCAACCUGAAGUUCAACCCCAAAAUAUUAGUAACACUUUGCCUCAAUCGGAGUCACAUGCAGAAACGAAACCAGGAUCUGUUUCGCAAAGUGGAGACACAGAACCCUAUAUUGAAAAUGUUCCUUCUUCAAUUCAGAAUUACCUUUUAGGACUACCUACAAAUUUAGGUGUAGAUAGUCUUGGCAGACCCAUUCCUCAAACGUCUGCAUUGGCGGAGCAUAAAAAGAACACACAUUCCACGAUAAAUAACAACUUAAGGAGAAAUACAGGUUCCGGAUUUCAAAUAGGUUCUGGUGAUGAUGAGAAUGAUAUUGAAGAUUUUUCUGGUGAGGAAGAAGAUGGCUAUUUAGAAGAUGAUGAAGGCGCCAGAAGUCAAAGCCAGCGUACUGCAACGACUGAUGAUGAACCAUUUCAAGCUGAAAACGAAGAAGAAGAUGAAAUUGAAGAUGUCAAAUUUGUGAAGGCGCCCAGGGUAUUAUCACCAAGUAGGGUUCAUAAAUUUGCUAAUAGCGGUAGUCAAGUUAGCGUCAGCGGCACCCCAGAAACCCAUAGACUGAUACUGAAAAACAAUGCCAAACCAUAUUAUUUGAGCAACAAAAAAAUGCACGGCAGAACAUCUUCUUUGCUCGAUCCAACUGCUGAAGAACGUUUGAUGAAUUCUUUAGAAUAUACAAUGAUCAAGGCACCUGACAGUGUUCAAGCAAUUUGGGAUGAGUAUACGAUCGGUGUCAGUGGUAGACCUGCCAUUAGAUAUUUAGAACAAAAGUAUGGGAAUAAAUGGAGGAUCACAAGGAAUAAGAAAACAUUUGCUAGAAGGAAACGCAUCUACAAGUUUAUCUUAAAUGGCAUUAAGAAAGGGAAAAGCGACGGCGAGAUGAUAGAAGUUUUGGAAACGAGGAGAUUAUAUAAAACGGAUGACGGGCAGGUAAAGAAGCGGACUAUUGGAUGGCUACAACAGAGUCUUUCCGGGAUAUGA
Eremothecium cymbalariae DBVPG#7215 is the source of this 2163-nucleotide messenger RNA. RefSeq names its product Hot1p (gene HOT1). The transcript has a single exon. The coding region runs from base 1 to 2163 and encodes 720 amino acids. Gene Ontology annotation, biological process: positive regulation of ribosomal protein gene transcription by RNA polymerase II. The record is from RefSeq and is a predicted model, not a curated record. Gene Ontology annotation, molecular function: RNA polymerase II cis-regulatory region sequence-specific DNA binding; DNA-binding transcription factor activity, RNA polymerase II-specific. Lineage: Eukaryota; Fungi; Ascomycota; Saccharomycetes; Saccharomycetales; Saccharomycetaceae.